CUGUUGUCAAUAGUCAGAAUAUUUGUCAAAUGCUAUGGCCCGGUUCCGGCAUUUGAGUAAAUAAAAAUAAUAACUUAUUUACUUUACGUGAAACAUUUCUACCAACAAUAUAAAUCAACAUUAUUAAAUUCUCGUAAUAUUACUUUUCAACUGUUCUUACAAUUUGGAAACGAAAGAUAAUAGACACGAUUUUAUGACAGCUCUAAUUGAUAAUAGCAAAGUGCUGAUAAACAGUAAAGUUACUGCAUGUCUCAGUUGCACAAUGUAGUUUCCACCGGACGAUCUGUGUACACGCGUGGUAUAGAACAUAAUAGUGGGGAAAGUUGAAACGCAUCAACUUUACCGGCGUAAUUAAAGACUGACCAUCAUAUCCAGUCAGUUUGCAACCUACCAUGUUGCUGUGGUUUCAACACCGAUGGACGGGCCUUUACCUGCUGAUCAUGGGCCUUGGCGCCUUAAUUAUGUUCCUGUAUGGAUUUUUCCCGCUAAAAUACCAAUCAGGAAAACUGGCGCAUAUGGACGAUCUGCCUAACUUCAUAGAUGGAAUCAGCAUUGACGGCCAGCAAGUGUACAAUUCUGGAGAAAAUACCGUCAUAUUAAUGGUGAUAGAUGGUUUGAGAUAUGAUUUUGUGACAGAAGAACACAUGCCGUAUACAGGCCAGUUAUUAAAAAACAAAUCGGCAUGUAUCUACGUGUCUGUUGCUGAGCCUCCCACAGUCACCAUGCCACGGAUAAAGUCACCAGAGAGGAAAAAGGAGAAGGCACAGUGGAGACGCACAAUAAACUUCUGGCGGGAUAUAUUCGCCAUGAUGACAGGCAGCGUGUCAACGUUUGCCGACGUUGCAUUGAACUUCGGCGCACCCGCAGUCCGCGGCGACAGCGUGUUGCGCGUCGCCUCCGAUAGAGGGCGCCGUUCAGUGUUAUAUGGAGAUGAUACGUGGUUGAGGCUGUUCCCAGGACUAUGGGCCGAGCAUGACGGAACCACGUCAUUUUAUGUUACUGAUUAUACUGAGGUCGAUAAUAAUGUCACCAGACACUUAGACAAGAUUCUAACGCCUGAUGAAAAGAAAAAGCCCACGUUCGACUUCCUGGUCUUGCACUAUUUGGGUUUAGAUCACAUUGGACAUUUGGAAGGCGCGCGCAGCCCAAAGAUUAAACCUAAGUUACUUGAAAUGGAUGAAGUUGUUAAAAAGAUAUUUACUUCUAUGAAGUUGCGGGAUCGUACUGGCGUGUUGUUCGUGUGCGGCGACCACGGCAUGCGCGACGCGGGCGGCCACGGCGGCGCCACGCCCGCAGAGAUACUCGUGCCGCUCGUCCUCGCCAAGAGUGACGACUUCGAAUGUCCGCAUCCGGCAGGCCCGGGCCCGGUGGUGGAGCAGGUGGACCUCGCGCCCACGAUAUCGUGGCUGCUGAACGCGCCGCCGCCCGGCGACAACACGGGCCGCAUCCUGCCGGCGCUGCUGCCGAGCGACAUGCGGCAACAUCUGUACUUGUUGCACGUCAUCGCGGAAAAUAAUGCCAAGAGGAACGGGCUGCCGACCAACACUGAAUUUUACAACCAAUUUGUUCGCGCUGAGAAGCAGUUCGCGCAUUAUCUAGUCACGGGACAAAACAGUGCCGCAAAGAUAUCGAAAGAAUUUUACGAACAAUCAUUAGAGGAGAUGGCCAAAUACCUUGCAGAUACAACGGUUGAUUUCGACAUGUUCGCUAUUGCGGUAGCCAUAUUACUCAUAUAUUUUAUCACAACGGCUCUUCUCUGCCUGACGCUCUACUCUCUUCAACCAGAGUUCAGACACAAGAACAGCAUCUCAAGACACGACCUACAUCGCUCCAACGCCGGUGUCGUCCUAGCCUUUCUAUUCGUGCUAGCCAUGGUCUGCAGCAUCCUCGUCCUAGCUUGCUUCAUAUCAGAGACAAAAAGCCAAAUAUGUUCCUUCGAUUCAUACUGGAUAAUAGUAUUUUUAUCCAUAGCUUGCGCAUACACUGUAGCAUACUUUAUGAACAAGACCGGCUACGAAAGAAUUGAAAAUUUAUCAUCGCUUGCAUAUUUAAAUGUGACGGAUUACUUGCUGAUCGGUGGCACUGUAUUUCAUUCUUGGUCAUUCUUUGGUACAAGUUUUAUUGAAGAGGAACAUAUGACGUGGUAUUUCUUUUGGAACACGCUGAUGUUUUUUGUUCUUAUACGAACUAUUAUAGUGGUUGUGAUGUAUUUGAGUAUGAAGAUGAGUGGUGCGACGGAGGUCCAAGAGAAACCUGAACUCGAAGCGAAAAUGAGUACGGUCGGCAUCGAUAUUCUGCCGAAGUGGGUGCUGCUUAUUGCGUUGCACAGGUAUUUGAGAACAAUGAAUCAGACUGGCGAUCGCUGGUUAUUCCUCCCAGACACGGCUGAUUGGUUGAAUGCACCAGAAAACUCUUUUUAUCUACAACUUCACUUAAUUAUCGGUACAUUCGCAACAUUAGCUAUCUGCCUCUACAACCUGCGUCACAUGAACAACUUCCUGCACAUUCACACGGCAUUAACAAUAGCCGCAACAGCAGCUAUACUGUUCUACAGAAUCGCAACACAAGCAUUAAACUGGCCACUAGAAGACGUAAAAACUUGGAAUCCAGUCGACAUAGUAACUGUGUUCUGGGCUAUACUUAUCGUUCAGUUCAUAUUCGAAAUAUUAACAUACAUAGGUCUGUUCAAAAGCUGUGGACUCAAAACUACGAAUGCGUUAGAAAGUAACAAAUUCGUAUACAAUAAGCCGAAAGCGAAGACCGAAGAUUACUUUUACGAUUCGACGAUAGAGGAGCCGUGGAAUAUCGAUGAAGUGAAGUUAAAUUUGGCUCGAUCGGUGUCGCAUAUAAUGUUGAAUGACAUGAUGUUGAUUAUAAUAUUGUUGAUGAGACCGCAUAAUGUUAUCAUGGUGCCAAGCGUGUAUGUGACGUGCGCGUUGACGUCCAAAUGUAUGAACCACAAUUUGUUGGACUCGAAGCUCGACCGGCGAACUGAAGUUGUCGAUAUUUUGAGCCGCACUCUAGUUCACAUGUGGAUUGGGGUCGUGUUUUUCUUUUAUCAGGGCAACUCAAACAGCCUGGCGUCGGUGGACCUGGGGUCGGGGUACGUGGGGCUGAGCGAGUACUGCCCGCUGCGGGUGUCGCUGCGCAUGGGGCUGCACGCGUACGCGGGGCCGGCGCUCGCGGGCGCCGCGCUCUUCUGCACCACAGCCACCUCCGCGCACUACUUGGGAACAGUUCGUAUAGCACUUUCUUAUUACAACUCGAACAGCCUGGCGUCGGUGGACCUGGGGUCGGGGUACGUGGGGCUGAGCGAGUACUGCCCGCUGCGGGUGUCGCUGCGCAUGGGGCUGCACGCGUACGCGGGGCCGGCGCUCGCGGGCGCCGCGCUCUUCUGCACCACAGCCACCUCCGCGCACACUUGGGAACAGUACUUACAAACAAUAUGGCGCACGACGAACAUACUCGCUCUGCAUCGAGUCUACGCAGUUGUAGUAUACCUCUUCGUAGCGACAAUAUUUAGGCACCAUCUAUUCGUAUGGUCUGUAUUCUCGCCAAAAUUGCUAUACGAUUUCGUAGCGACGGUCUUCACAGUGCAAGCUUUGUCGACAAUCGCGCAGAUUGUCGGCUUGACGCACCUGACUAGUCGAAUUGCAAGGGUGUUCACUAGGAAAAUGCGAUAAGGUAUAUGCAUUUUGACACCGCCUAAAUUGGAUUACUAACUGGGAGUAAUCGAUGUACGUUGGGACAAUAUGAAAACAUUGAUAACUCGACCUUUUUAAAUUGGUGUAGCUAGAUAGCCGCUUUGUGAUACCAGUGUUCUAGAAACCCUCAAAAAUGAGCUUUUUGACGUGAAAUUCCGUUAUAAGUAUUAACGCUCGCGGCCAAAGAAAAUCUAAACACUUAAUACAAUAUGUUUUAAAACCUUGAAAAAAAAUCCUAUUCAAUUCCCAAACAUUGCGUCCUACAUUUUCCCCAUGGUGUUCAAUUCCCUAGUUUAAGAAAAAUUUCCCAGUCUACCAUUACAUCGACAAAUACAUGUUUUUCUUUACUUACUACCCACCUAAAAUACUGCGGUCGGCAAAUUUUAUGAGUAACCGCCAUCUUCAAUUAUAAUCAGUGCCAUUCGCUCUUUUCGAUCUAUAUCAAAAAUGGACCACUCAGAAAAAAGGUGUUUUUUACAUGAUUACAAAGGUAUUUUUAUUGGUUCAUUCUCAGAAUCGGAUUGAAGAUUGAGAUUGGGAUCGUUUAUUGGAAAUACCUGUAAUUCAAAAACAUUCACGGUCGAUAAUAUACAGCAUGUUCCAAAAAGUUUAUAGUUUAAGUAAAAUAGUUGUCAAUGUCUGUAUUCAAACAACGGUUAAAGUAAGUGCUAUCAAUAACAUAUAAAUACAAUUCUAAUUGUUGUCUGCUUGUAAUUUCAACAUAAUUCUGGUUUUUUAAAAAAAUAUAAAUAAUUCCAAAAUCCCUAUACCGAAAAACAAGUUUGUAAAAUUAUUGUCACUCUAAUCUAUCCAGCAAUCUCCGAAAACAGUGUAAUAAGGUACUUUUUGUACAUUUUUAUAUAUCAUUUCAUAUUUAGUACUCAAAUAUUUUUAGAAAAGACUUACAUGGCGCGACUGGAUUAUGAUUUCUAACCAAAUUUUAAAUGAAAACGCUAAAAAAGCUAGUAUAACUUUGGUCUUAAAAUAUUUAUUAAAUAUGUAGCAAGAAUAAUAACAAUAUAUUAGCAUAAUAAAUGAUUGAUUUCUGAGGUAACAAACAUUUAAAAAAUACAUGUCGAAUUGAGAACCCUCCCCAUUUUUGAAGUCGGUUAAAAACACGUUUGUUUUUAAGACUGCUCGCGAUUCCACCUCGGUAUAUGUCCUUUUCCGAGAUAAAAUUAAAUAAAAGUAGCUUAUACCACUUGGAAUAACAUAGUGUCUAAUAAGUGAAAUAAUUAAAACCAAACCAGUAACUUUAGUAAUUAGUAUGGGCAAAUAAAAAAGCAAAACAAAUGUUGUGAUAGAGUAGAUUCAAUAAGAGUGAGCAAAGAAAAAUAACAAAAAUAUCCAAUAAUACGGAUUGAUAAAUAUUUGAGCAAUUUGAGAUACUCGACGUUUUGAGCAAGUAAAAUUUUGAAGUACAACUUAUCAUAAAUUCCUACCACAGUACUCUGUAGACAUAUUACUCAUAUCUGUGGACAGUAUCUCCACCAGGCCAUUAUUGUGACGUAUCAAGGCAUUAUGAGAACACGAGUAUUUUCACGAAUAUUUUUCUACUAAUGCUAAAACUAGCUCCUGCCACAAUAUUUUUUAUUAUAUAAAUUCUAUAUGAGCAAGUGCAGGAUAAAUUACAGAACAAUAUAGCCGCCGAUCAGCUCAACUGGUUUGGCAAAUCAUUGCUCGAGGAACUGACUACAUUCCAUUUUGAUUUAUCACUUUCAAUGGUUUGAACAAAAAUUAUUGUAAUUAGCUCGUGAUAUAUAUUGUAUAAAAUAAAUUCUAUAUAUUUCUAAGUUUUGUACAGAUUAAUCUUUGAAUCGUUUAUCUCUUUUUAUAAUUAAUAUUUAUGACAAUAAACAGGACGUUUGUAACUUUUAAAAAGUAAAGUUGUAUUUUUUUUACUAUACCUAUUUAUGGCUAAUAAUUAUAUUCAUGAACAAAAACCAUUGUGUGGUAAAUUUCCUAUUUUUAUUGUAUUUGCGGUAACAUUUAAGGUUAAAUAUGUCUGCCAUGAUAAAAUUAAUAGAUGUAGCUUAUUAAAUCAUAGUUUUUAUAUAUUUAUUAUUAUUAGUAUCGUAAUACUGCAAUUUAAUUUUAAAUUAUGUUUUUACUUAAAAUAUUCAUGUGUGAAUGAGAUAUUUUAGAAAAGUAAUAAAUUUAUUUAGGUACAGUUAACAAAAUAAGUAGCUCACCAAAUAAAACAAAUUAAACUGCUUCGACUGAUUAAUUACAAUCAAUAUAUUUUUUUUCUUUAUAUAAAAUAAAGUAAACCCUGUGAAGUUUAUUUUAAUGAAGAAAAACAAUUAUUGAUAUGGACAAAUAAGUUUAAAGAAGAGUAAAAUUGUUGAAUUUGUUCAGCUACUUUUGUUGUACUGCUUUCCGACUGUAACCACAGUUUGAUAAUGGAAAAGUAAAAUGUAUACAAACAUCAACCCACUUUUUCAUUAUAUCUAUUGUGCUUGGUAUAAUAAAAUGACUUCAACGGAUUUAUUUGUCAACCAUAUUCUUUGUUACAUUUUAUUUUUCCGUUUGUGAAUAUGGUGUUAAAUAUUUAGAUUUUAUAUUGAAUAUGAAAUUUGUAGCAAAAAUAAAACAUAGUUUCAACAAAUCUGUUUAUUGAUGUAAGUAUAUUGUAACCGUACUUCUUACGUUGUGUUCUCUAGGGAUGGACAAUCCCCUUUACCAAACCAAUGUCUUAAAAUAAAACUAAUUUAACUUCUAACGUUAGAUACCAAAUGAGAAUACAAAAUUAAACCAAGGUUUAAAAUAAAUGGUUGUAAAAAAAUGUUACAAUUGGAA
Molecule: messenger RNA, 6503 nt
Organism: Manduca sexta (tobacco hornworm)
Lineage: Eukaryota; Metazoa; Arthropoda; Insecta; Lepidoptera; Sphingidae
Gene: PIG-G
Product: GPI ethanolamine phosphate transferase 2
Exons: 13
Coding region: 393-3683 (1096 amino acids)
Biological process (GO): GPI anchor biosynthetic process
Cellular component (GO): endoplasmic reticulum membrane
Source: RefSeq, a predicted model, not a curated record